Molecule: messenger RNA, 2666 nt
Organism: Chironomus riparius
Lineage: Eukaryota; Metazoa; Arthropoda; Insecta; Diptera; Chironomidae
Source: the annotation of a GenBank genome assembly
CAAACAACACAUAGAGAAGAAAUAUGAAAAAAAUGCUUUACGAUUUUUACUGUUUUGUAGGCUUUCAGUCGUUGAAGAACACUCGAGCUUGACGGUUGGUUAUCAUUAGGGAGGAAAUAAUUUUUCGUGAAAAUAAUUAAAAGUGAAUUUUUCAAUUUGACUAAGUUCUUAGUGCUACUGAUAAAUUGCUGUCAAUUAAUCAAUUAAAUAAAAGUGUAAAGUUACAAAUUGUCGAUAAUUUACAUCAAUAACACUAAAUAAGACCAAAUAAAAGAUGGCAUUUACAUAUUCACUGGGUGUUGACGAGAUCAGAGGAAGACCAGGAACCAAUCUCUACAAAGCCGUUUUUGCUGAAUUCUUUGGUAUUUUCAUUCUCAAUUUCUUUGGCUGUGCUGCAUGUACACAGUCAAAUGGAGACUUUGUACUGAUUUCAUUGGCAUUUGGAUUAAGCGUUUUUAUGGCUGCUAUGACUAUUGGACAUGUGUCAGGAUGUCACAUAAAUCCAGCUGUUACUAUCGGUCUUCUAGCUGCUGGAAAAAUUUCAAUUUUCCGUGCUAUUUUCUACAUUAUUGCUCAAUGUUUUGGAAGUGUUGCUGGAACUGCAGCACUACAUGUUUUGGUUAGUGGAUUGACUGAAUCAAUUGGCCAUACACAACUCAAUGAAAAAUUGGACGUCUAUCAAGGAUUAGGAUUUGAAUUCUUCCUUGGAUUUAUCCUCGUGUUCUGCGUUUUCGGAGUCUGCGAUGAAAAUAAGCAAGAUUCAAGAUUUAUCGCACCAUUGGCCAUUGGAUUAACAGUCACAUUAGGACAUUUAGGAGUGGUUUCCUACACAGGUGCUUCAAUGAAUCCAGCCAGAAGUUUUGGUACGGCCGUUGUCAGCGGUGAUUGGUUGAAUCAUUGGGUAUACUGGGUAGGGCCAAUUGCAGGCGGCGUAGCUGCAUCUCUCCUAUAUUCACUGUUCUUUACCGCACCUAGUGCUAAAAUAAUUCAUUCAGAUAAAUACAGACAAGUUCAACAAAAUGAUGAUAAAGAGGCAGGUGUGAAAUAUCCUGAUCUAAAAUACAUCGAUGAAGAAUGAUUUAUUAAAAAACCACAAAACACACACAUUUAAAAAUUCCCUUAAUUAAUUUUUAACUUUCUCUCUGUAAUCUCCUAUUCUUUAUAGUAUUAAUUAAGUUUUAUUUUAAAUUGAAUAAUUAUAGCUGUUUGAGAGUUGUCAUAUUGUUUUGUUAAAUAUUUUUAAAAGUAGUUUCAUUUACCAUUUAUUAAAAAAAAUUCAUUUCCUAUCAAGUUGAAUAGAUCCUUUAGUUCCUCUCUCAGUUGAAAAUCCUAGAUUAUAUUUACUAUAUAGAUGGGCGCACUUCACGCUUAAAAUCAAUUUCUUUAUUUUAUAUACACUUCACAUUAUCAUCGAAAUGAAACUGCCCAAAAACGUUGUGCGAGCACCACAUAAAGCACGUUAAAUGAAAUUAGUUUUUAAUUUAUGUCAUCAAAAAACAAUUUAACGAAUUUAAUCAAAAAAACUUUUUAACACACUAUGAUUUUUUUCUAUGAUGUUAAACUUCUCAUAAAGCUUUAGAUUUAAUCCUAUAAUAUUAACUUUUACAAGAAAAAAAUGACGAAAGAAAUAAAAUUUAAACAAUAAUUGAUUAAAUACGAUUAAAUCUUGUUUUGAUCUUAGUUUUAUUUUUAUUGGAUAUUUGCACACGAACACAAAGGUUGAUUUUUAAAAGAUUUUCAAUUUUGGCAGGUCAGUGUCUACAAGCUGGAGCUGAUAAAAUAAAAGAGUAUCCAGUUCCAUUUUUCUACCUUUUUUCAAUUAGAAACUUAAUAUUGAUGGUAUCAACAAUUAAAAUGGCAAGUCACUAAGUCUCUGCAAUUGAAAUUUAUUGCUUCAUGACUAACAUUCCGUCUUGCAUUACAAUCUUUCCUUCCUUCUGAAGUCUUUUUAUCUCACUUAAGGACAUCUUUACUCUCUGAAUAGUUGUGGUUGGUGAUGUUUUAGCUUCCUUUUUACUUGAAACAUUCACAACCUUUGCAGGAGUUUUCUCAACUUUAAUUGGCUCUGAACUUUCUUCAUCAUAUUCAACAAAAGAUGCAGCAGUCAUUGGAAUUUCAAUAUAUUGUGCUUCAUGGGUAACCUUUUGCUUUUUACUUGGUGGUUGUGGUGUCUUAAAGGUUUUAUCGAUUUCAUGCUUAAUUUGAGUCUUGUCUGACUUUUCAAUAAUAUAUUCCUCGAUUCCACACAAUUCUUCGGAAUGCUUCUCAACAAAAUGAUCAUUAAGGACGUCUUGAGACAUGAAGAUACACGAACAAUAGUCACAGAAAUACAUAUCUCUCUUACUAUGUAACAAAACAUGACUAUUUAUGUCAUCAAUACUAUCUCCUUCAUAUUUACACAUUGGACAAAUUAAUGACACUGUUGCAUGAUCAAGGCAAUGAUCAAAGAACACUUCACGUUGAUCGAAAUUCUCCUCACAUUCAGGACAUUGAAGUGUAAUAGCUUCAUCUUCAUUUUUAUGCGAUGUUCUCAUAUGACGAUAAAGGUGGUGUGAAAGCAUAAAUCUCUUAUUGCAUUUUGAACAUGGAAAUGCUCGGGUACCAGCAUGAGCAGAUGACAAAUGUCGCUGCAGUCUAGCUGCCGUUUUAAAGCGAUCAGAGCAAUA